UUCACGUUGAUCCAAUUUAAGCUGUGGUACUGUAAGAAAUAUGUACAUUAAGUACAGCAGUACCAGAUUUUUUAAUCUCAGCACUGCCAGGAAUGUCUUGAUAGUUUUCUUCCAUUAUCGCAUACAGAUAUGAUUUGCCUUAAGAGAAUCUUUUAGUAGGUAAUUAAAAAGGAGAUUAGAAAAAGAAAAAGAAAAAUAUCGAAAAGAGUACCGGCCGUAAAUACAUCACUCGAAUGUAUCCUCUGAGAUUCUUAAAAUUCCUCAGGGACUCGUGAACAGCUAAGUUUCUUCCGACAGAAAUGAUUUACAAACAACUGAGAGAUUGAAGAUUUCAAGACGGGGAGUUUUUCUUCUCGAAGAGGUUAAACACUGAAUCAUCUAAUCCACCUUUGAUUCAUCACGCAUGAUAUUGUGAUCCUUCUAGGUGAUUCAAAAGUCUAUCCAGGAGAAUAAAAAAAGAGGGGGUCUGGUUCUAAGAGUACUUAAUUCGAAUGUGGAUAGAAAGAGGUGAUUUAUUACGAUCUAAUUUCCGCGGAAGUUCUCGCGAAGCAACGAAGAUGUGACAUAUCAUCUUGACGACGAACGUUGUAACGUUGUGAGAGAAAAAAAAAAAGAAAAAUGGUAUACGCAGCAAUUGUAGUUCUCGCUCUGAUCUCCGUCAGUGUAUCCGCCUACGAGCAUACCGCCGCGGAUCAGUGUGACUGGUCUGGAAGCGGAGGAGAAAGUGGUGGUGUCCGGCCAGUGUAUCUGCGCUGUGCUCGAGGAACGGUACUAUGGCGUUAUCCUCAUGACGCUUUGAGAGUGGUCCUUUCCUCCCCGAUCUCAUUCUUGGAGAACAAUUCUCUCAGCUAUCUGGGUUUCCGUGCCUGCGUCAAGAUCUCUGGGCCUGUGCGGGUCUUUCUGGAAGCUGGCGGCAAACUGAGACAACUCUAUUCUCCGUCUGAUGGCAAGCACGAACUUACACAUCGAUGCUUCCGCUCGCGGAAGCAUACAGCCGCACUUUACAUGGAAGCUGAGGAUGAUUAUUCCUUCAAAAACACCAAGGUUAAACUGCAAUACGAUCUGGAGCCGAAUUCUGUGAAGGGGGGAACACUUCGCGUGCCGGACGAAGAAGAGGACUGUAGACCUUGUUCCAUGGAGGAACUCGCCAAGGCUUACUGUCAAAGCGACUUGGUUGCUAAAGGUACUGUCACUGACGUUGAACAGAAUCCUAAGAUGGAUACGGCUGAAUUGAUACUUAGGGUCACCAAGAUUCUGCGCUACGUAGCCCAGGAAGCUGAGGGCAAUGAAAUUGACGCGUCUUUUAAGAAGAGCGUGCGUGUGCGAAUACCAAUGGUAUGUGACGCGCGGCACGGCCUCGGUGAAUUUGUGAUAAUGGCCAAACGACGUCUCGGAGAUCUCACCUUGGUAUGUGCGCCUCGAUUGGAAGCGUGGAUGCAAAUUGUACAUGAAAUGGACAAUGCGCCCUGUGUCCUUCAUAGUUAGCUAAUGAGAUUUAAAGUGAUUUUCUUUGGAAAGUCGUAAAGAAAUAUACACGAUAUACAAUAGAUAAGACUGCAGUAUCGUGUUGCGAAAUUGGAAAUCAACGCAAUCAUUAAAAGAAUAAUAUCGUAUAAAAAACUGUCUGUUUGUACAAGGAUAUCGUGUAUAUAGGGAAUAUCAUUCUUUAUGUACAUAUUGCAUACUGUCAGAUUGUCGAUCUCCAAACUGUGAUAUUAUUUGUUGUAUUAAGAAGAACACGGAAGAACGUGCACGAAGAAACGGAAAGCACAUUUGCCUUAUAUUUGUUCUAAAGAUUAGAAAAAUCAUUAUGUAUAGAAUAUCCCACAGACAUC
Atta colombica is the source of this 1835-nucleotide messenger RNA. It is a transcript of the gene Metrn, whose product is annotated as meteorin-like protein. The coding region runs from base 619 to 1485 and encodes 288 amino acids. Gene Ontology annotation, molecular function: hormone activity. The transcript is spliced from 4 exons. The record is from RefSeq and is a predicted model, not a curated record. Lineage: Eukaryota; Metazoa; Arthropoda; Insecta; Hymenoptera; Formicidae.